AUCGGGAGUGGGGAUGGCGCUCGUCCAGCAGUUCGCAUCCGACUGCCGUGAGCCGCGGAUACGCGUUCUAGAGCUCUCGAUACGCAUUUUUCUCUCCUCUCAUCUAUCUCUCGUUCCCUUUCCAUUCGAUUCUUCCCUUUCUCCCUUUCCUCCCCCCAAUCAGUGCAAUCGUGUUUUUAGGGCCGCGUGACGUUUCGCCCGCUGUCAAUUUUGCGAGUGCUCGCGCAUCCAAUCGCGAGGUGGACGACAUCGCGUCGCAGUUUUCCGUGCGAAAACGUGGUCCCCUCUUACCCGCAUUUUGCGCGGGCACUUCGACCGGCGAGAGUCGCAAGGACGCGACGAAGAGCGAAAGUGGGAGAUCCUCAGGAACGUAUUGACGCCCGCUCGAAACAAGUCGCGCCACGACGUUGGACUAACUGGAUAAAGAUCACCGCGAAAUAAAUCAACGAACAUACGGAGCGAACGCAUUCGGGAUUACUGUGUCAAGGUCACCGCCGGCGAAGUUCGCGCCGUGUCACCGCGCAGCGCGUUCUCGCGUAGCGCAUUUCUCUGCGCAAUAGCCUUGGCGGAGGGAGAGAGAGAGAGAGGCAGAAAUUGCGUCCAAGAGUUGCGGUCGUAUCGAGAAACUCCGUAAUCGGUAACCCGCGCGUCUCGUCGUUUCUCCUCUCUUUCUCGAGACCUGUUAGCAAUUUCUGACACCUCGCGGUGUCAAGUUCCCGCGAGCAAUUUGCGCAAGUGCAAUCUAUCAUGACGAUAAUCGCGAGCUGUCCAAGAUCGGCGUCGAGGAUCAAUCAAGAUCGCAAGCGCAAGAUCGAGGCGCCUAGUUUCAGCCUAGUUCGCGAGUUCUAGUGAAAUGGUGCUUGUGCGUGAGAUUUCCGAGGAAUAGAGUUGUGCGUAAGAUAUAUAUCGAGGCUUCGUAUGGCGGGAUGUGACUCCUGCAGAGAUGACGAGAAGAUUCGGCGUCAAUAUCCCUCGCUGACCGGUCCACGAAGCUCGUCGGAACGCUUAUCAGAUAGAGACGACUUUAUUGUUGUCGAGAAAGUUCGUCGAAGAGCCGCGAUUAGUCGGCUAAUUUUAAUUCGAUCGCUGUAAAUAGGCCGCUACUGUUACGAUAACGCGUCAUAACAUCGGCCCAUCGAUGUUGAUGUAACGACGGCGUACUCGAACGACGCUGCCGGUCUCUAGUGAUCCAACAAGCCACGUUGGAGAACAUCUGCGACCGAUAUUUAUCGAUCUCGCGAAUAUUUACUAAGAAAAUAAAUAAAACUUUAUUAAAAAAAAAUAAAUGAAACUAAGUAACGUGUCAACAAUAGUUAUCGUACUGUGUGACGUUAAAACUGUGUGAUAAUACCAGACCUCGAAGGAGAGGAUUAAAAAAAAAAGUUCCGAUCGUCUUGGACACAAUGGUCAACAACGACGAGCGAAUGUGCUUUAUCCGAGCGGACGGUUGAGAGAACUCUCUUGGAGAGGAAAACAUAUAUUUAUAUAUCUCGAUAGAAAAGUACAGCUUUUGUGAGGAACAGCAUGUGGCAGCAGCAACAACAGCAACAAGCGUACUUGAGGAGUUUGCCCUCGCAGCAUCCGCAACAACAGACCCUCCACCCGGGGAUCAUAGGCACGGAUGACCGCACGCAUCAAUCGCAUCACCAACAUCACCAUCAGCAUCAUCGCGCCACCAUUAUGGAUAUGCCGGUACCAAGCAACCCACGUGCGUCGCGGAAUAUGGCAGAAAAGCAACGCCGUGACAAUCUCAAUACAAAUAUCUCGACGAUGGCGGCCCUCGUACCUAUCGUUGCUGGAAGUUCGAGGAGGAUGGACAAGAUAUCCAUUCUGAGAUUAGCGGCCGCCUUCCUAAGGACACAAUACAUACUCGGACGUCGUUCGACGAAUUUUCUUCCCCGACAGUUCAACGAGUUUGACUUGGAGCAAUAUUUUGUCGACCACAUAGUUGACAGCGGAGGGUUCUUCCUCGUAGUCACUGCAACAGGGAAAAUCGUCUACGUCAGCCGACAAGUGGAGCAACACCUCGGUCAUGUUCAGAACGAAUUGCUGGGUCAAUCUCUGUACAAUUUCGUCUAUCCCGAGGAUCAUGACGAGCUUACGCGAAAUCUUAGACCCGACGACAUACAAACGUCGGCGACGCCAUCGCCGACUGGAGUCACGCAGGUGUCCGAUUUGGUGCACGACAACAAUUCCAGUUCCUCGGAGGAUUCGACGGUGAAUCACAACAGAGUAAGCGAGAAGAAAAAGCUAUUCCACGAGCAGAGGCGGAACUUCAAGAUUCGUAUGGCGCAGCGCACCGUCUCCAGGCGUGAACACACGCAGUACGAAUCUUUUGACAUUUCAGGAGUUCUCCGGCUCGCAGAAGCUUGCAAGAAUGCGGAUGCCAACGGAAAUCGAGGGAGACAUCGAGAGAUGACGGGCACUAGCAACGACAUCGUUUUCACUGGCGUAGCGACCCUACCGAAGAAACGGCCCAUCACCGAAUUGUCAAUAAUGGACGCCAAUAAAGAUGAGUAUGUGACGCGGCAUCUGGUCGACGGGCGUAUCAUCUAUUGCGAUCAUAGGGUGUCCGUGGUUGCUGGUUACAUGUCGGAGGAGGUGUCUGGUCUGAAUGCGUUUGCCUUCAUGCACAAGGAUGAUUUUAGAUGGACAAUGAUCGGCCUACGGCAAAUGUACGAUCGUGCCGAACCGUGUGGUUCAUCAUGCUACAGGUUACUCACAAAAACCGGUGAAUUCAUCUACCUACGAACACAUGGUUACUUGGAGUACGAUAAGGAUACACAAACGGUGGAAUCCUUCGUUUGCGUCAAUACAUUGGUAUCGGAGCAAGAAGGUAUCCAACUAAUACAAGAGAUGAAAAGAAGAUUCUCAGCGACUGUGAACACAGCCAGCAAAAAUCUUUUGAAGAAUAUCGACGUUAAUUCAGUGACAGAAUUACAAGAUUCAAACUCUCAAUCAUCGAAUCCACGAUGUGCCUUCCUCGAAGAAGCAGCGCAACUUGAGGACGCCAUCAGUCAUCUAAUUAGCGACUUACCUUCACCGGCUGUAUCAGAAGAACAGUUUUCAUCCUCGCCGAUGCAGCACACACAAUAUGUAAAGGCCGCCAUAAUUUCUUCUCGUAUGCCACCAGUCUCCGCGCAAGUGAAUAAAAUUGGUAUCAAUAAGAUUGGCCAUUACGUCACUAUUCAAAACAAUGGCAAUCAAACUCCGAAGCAAGAGAACAAGGAACAUAAAUAUACGAAUAUUGGAAAAUAUAUGAAUUGCAGUAGUGCGGAGCAAAGCCCGAUAUCAGAUUCCGAAAGUACGAAGUCAUCCAACAAAUCUUUGUCGAUGCUCGAUAUGAUGAAUGGGGUGCACAAUAAUCAUAAUAACGUUCAAAAUACCGAUGUCUCUGGACAAUCGAACACUCGCAAACCUAAUACGAAUCGUUGUCGAAAUGUGUCUCGUAAUCAUACAUCAUACAUGGAUGUAUCUCAAAACGUGAACGGUUUGAACGCGCAGGAAAGAAUAGAACAGCGUAAUAUGCUGUCACCAAGCGCUUUACACAAAAACAACAUCAAGCUUGAAUGUGGCAUCGAGACGUUCAAUCAUCAAAAGCAAGAAUCACAAUACUUUGAUGACAGUGCGAGCGAUAGUUCUAUCAUUUCAACGCAAGGGAUUGAAACGCAUAAUCGGUGUAUGUUGAAGAGAGUAUGUAGCGACGAGGAUGUUCCAACGAUGCACAGCAAGAAGAGAUCUAAUGAUGUAUUAUAUACUUCGACGAAUGCCAAUGAUGAACAGCAAUGCGUUUCCUAUGUGAACUGCGCGAAUUUCGCCACCGAAAACAAGUAUUCGACAGUCGAGUUCAAUCGACACAACGAUGUUAAGUCACAACCGUUGAUCACUGCGAAAUCAUCCAAUUCGAGUCUCGAGAACGAGGUCGGAACGGAGUAUCAACAAUUGAUAGAUGCUGCCGCGCCGUUGGUUGUAACUAGUCCUGACAAGAAGCAGUUUGAUUUGCAGGACGAUACUUUUCUAAAUUCGGACUUGAACACAAAGGACUUCAUAAAGAAGUAUCUUUCACUUCAUAGUGUUCAUAACGGAUCUGUAGAUUUUGAAAAUCGUUUUAAUGAAGCAUUGCAGCAACUUGCUUCUGACCAUCAACGAGCUAUUAAUAACAAGCUGUUAAGACAUACGUAUCGUCAAAUAACGAACAACUUAACAUUACAAGAGACCCAAAUAAAUAUGUUGGCAAAUAAUUUAAGAAACCCAGGCCUUCAUGCUCAGAGGGAGAAUUUGUCACAAUUACAGGUUGAACACAGUAAGCAAACGAAAAUGAUUAAAACUUUGCAACAGGAUCAUCAUAAAAUACAAGUGAAUGCCAAGCAUAACCUUGGAAUAUAAGAAACCUGAUAGUUUUCCAGAUCGUUUCAUGAAUUUUGCUGAAACCAAUUUAAGAAGUUCAAAGCGAGCUUAAUAGAAUACUCUUCGGAACUGUAUUAAUUGAUAAGAAUCAAGCUUUAAAAGUUAUCCUUUUUGCGGAAGACUUAAACAAAAAAUAUCGGCGUAUGUGCAAUUUGCAUAAUAUUCCUUGUAUUCUGGUAUCGUGUUUCUUCGUUUCCGCGAAUUACCGAUAUCACAUAAAUUUGCUACAAAAAUGUCUAAAAGGUAACCGUGUCAUCAUCGGUGCAAACAACGAAUAGACGAAUAGACAUUUGCAUUAAUGCAUAUAUCAUAUAAAAAAACUGCUCAGCUCAUGAAGAAUCAAGGUAGGUGCUCAGAUAUAUCGAUGAUUUAUCAUUAAAGCAAUCUGCUUCAACCUACGUUUUCCAUCGACCACAAAUGGAAAAGAAACGAGUGAGAAAAGAUAUUGCUAAGUUAAAGAACUCUUACGAAUUGCCGUAUGAAAAGUCGUGCACUUCGCUCACUAAUCGAUCAUGCAGAUCGUACAAAACCGCUGGUGAAUGGUCCGUUAUAUAAAUAACAGUCGCUCUUCAAGCAGAUUUCCUGCAGCGACUGAGUGUUACACGCAGUUGGUAGUUUUCAAAUUUUAUGAUAGUGAACUUGUACAUAUAGUAUACAUUCGAUUUUAACGCCAUGCGGUGCUCUACUCGCGCUAAUUUACUCGCUCGCGGCAAGUCCGAUCGAGUUUGAACUACCUCUGGUUAUGUAUAUGUGAUUACGCAUGUAUCGGAUGGAUACGAAACCAGUGUCAGCUUUAUUAAUUAUAAUUGUGGACCCCUUCACACAUAUGAUAUCAAUGAUUAAUACUCGAAGUGCUAUUUACUUUUUUAUAAUCAUAAAUCAAUGUCACGACUAAUUUGAUAAAAGAAAUGAUGUGGUAAUUUUGUCGAAUGAUGUUUCAACUGAUUGCAUUUUGUGACAAUUUUAUUACAUAAUAUCUGUGUGGAAAAGAACGAAAUUUAGAGUAUGUCUAUGGGGUUGCCACUAUAGGCCAGAUUUAGACCAAUUAUCCUCUAUUUAGUGGAAUGGUUUUACAACUGCAUGUACCUGAAUUACAUUUACAUUUAAAUGUUCUAUCAUAUAUUUGGGAACUAAAAAUCUAAUCAUGUGUUGUUAAAAAAUAAUGACAAAUAUAAAUUUAGUCAUUAAAAACAGAUCUCAUCUUUUACUUGAUUUUCCCUCCCCACGAUUACAUGCCUCUGUAUCCUGUACUCUUCUAUUUUGUACUCUUUUUAAAAUGUGGUAACCCUAAGUAUAUCUCUAAAUUUGGAUUUAAUUAUUAUAUA
Molecule: messenger RNA, 5732 nt
Organism: Camponotus floridanus (Florida carpenter ant)
Lineage: Eukaryota; Metazoa; Arthropoda; Insecta; Hymenoptera; Formicidae
Product: circadian locomoter output cycles protein kaput
Exons: 13
Coding region: 1525-4386 (953 amino acids)
Biological process (GO): regulation of transcription by RNA polymerase II
Cellular component (GO): transcription regulator complex; aryl hydrocarbon receptor complex; nucleus
Molecular function (GO): DNA-binding transcription factor activity, RNA polymerase II-specific; protein dimerization activity; RNA polymerase II cis-regulatory region sequence-specific DNA binding
Source: RefSeq, a predicted model, not a curated record